UCCAAUUGGAAGGAUAGUUGGCAGCUCUGACUCCCAGCCUGGAUUUUAACAAACGUGAGAGAAAGAGAGGAGUUACAGGGAAACUUAGAGAGAGCAUGAUGAGGCAGGAACUUAACUAGUGCAUCCAGGCAUUGCCCCCUGUCAUACCAUAUCUGUAUAGAAUCAUCUUAACCUACAGCAAAGCAACCAAGCCAGGAAGACACAACAUCAGAAGAUCAGUAGAUGAAAAAGGGGGAAUGCAAGAAUAAACAAUCUGCAGAGCACAAGGGGGAAUCAUGCAAAGUAUUUAGCCAGGACUAAAGCAGCUGCAAAAACAACAACCAGAGACGACUCUUGAGUUCAUACAUAUUGCUGAAACAUCUAAACCCGGUGCCAUGGACUGUCAGAGAGACGAAGAUGCUGGCGGUCAAGGAGGCAGAUUCACCUGGGCGGUGCUGGGAGUAUUUGGCGCCAUGGUGUUGGUAGCCGGAAUUUUUACUGCUUCAUCGCUAGUAUCAUGGAAGACCCAGGUAGAAUCUGCGGUAGCUCCAGUCCAGGUUCUUCGCUUGCCGUAUCACCUGAGGACGAAGCGCUACACUCUGACCCCAGGCUUGCUGAAAUGGGACCAUUACAACCUUACAUACCGAAUUGUGUCCUUCCCAAGAAAUUUAAUCAACGAGAGUGACACAAGAAAGGGCAUAGCGGAGGCGUACCGUAUGUGGAGUGAAGUGACGCCCUUCCACUUCAAGGAGGUCCCUGCAGACCACGAAAGCGAUAUGAAGAUUGGGUUCUAUGGUAUAAACCACACAGACUGUCUGGAGUCCCGUAUCCAUUACUGCUUUGAUGGAACAACCGGGGAGCUGGCCCAUGCCUACUUCCCCCAGACUGGAGAGAUACAUUUUGAUGACAGUGAAUACUGGAUUUUGGGAAACACCAGAUUCAGCUGGAAAAAAGGAGUAUGGCUCACAGAUCUGGUGCACGUGGCGGCUCAUGAAAUAGGGCAUUCCCUGGGGUUGAUGCAUUCUCUCAACAGCAAUGCCCUGAUGCACAUCAAUGCCACACUGACUGGGAAAAAGACAAUCUCCCAAGAUGACAUGUGGGGAAUCUACAGUCUGUAUGGAUGCAGAGACAGAUAUUUAGUGUGUGCCAGCUGGGCACAUAAAGGGUAUUGUGACUCCAGGAGGAAACCUAUGAAGAAGUAUUGUCCAUACAGCUGUGACUUUUGCUACGACUUUCCGUUCCCAACAAGGAUGCCAACACCGAUACCGCCCAGAACCAAAGUGAGAUUGGUUCCAGAAGGCAGAAAUAUGACCUUCAGAUGUGGAAAAAAGAUUAUCCAUAAGAAAGGCAAAGUGUACUGGUACAAAGACAACGAGCUCCUGGAAUACUCCUAUCCUGGAUACCUGUCCCUCAACGAAGACCACAUGAGUAUAAUCGCAAAUGCCAUCAAUGAAGGUCUCUAUACCUGCAUAGUAAAGAAGAGGGAUCGAGUGCUGACCACCUACUCAUGGAAUAUAAGAGUACAAAUGUGAGGAAACCAAUAGUGACAUAAGAUUUUGGACAGCAUGGGACCAAGGGUUUGACUGACUGUACGCACACACCACCGUCUCUCCACACUAGCCAUUUUGCUAGGUUGUUUAGUCAACUUCUCAAUGCUUCGGUGAUGAUGCAUUACAUUUCUGUCUACUAAGGGGUAUCUUUACAUUUUGAGCUUUGCACAUAUUACCCCUUACAAAAGUUACAAUUGCUAGGGAAAUACAAAACCCCUAUAACUGGGGUGGAUUGAUGAAAUAUUGUCGACAUUGCCGUAGACCAGCGGAAGGUAAAGCUGUGUGCUUUGUGCUAUAGUGGACAGCUGGUUUCACGACUCUCAACCCCCGAGACGCUCUUAGGUUUCAAUGCUCCACAAGAACCAAGAUACAAAUUCCCUAAACCUGCGGUAAAAUAACGUAGAAUGUAUUUGGACUUUAAGCAUCAUGAACAUGGACACAAUAAGGCAAAACACCAUCAUGUGCCUCCUCUUUUGUAGAACACAAGAGCAAAAAAGAAAAACAAUUGCGCUCUGCAAAAAUAACAACGUGUAGCAAAAUUAGCAUCCUCAUCAAUACUCACAUCUUUACUGGCUGGAAUGGCAUAGGUUAAAAGGAUUUUCCUUGCCCAUGCUCAGGAUAGGUCAUCAAUGUCAGAUUGGUGGGGUGCAGAGAACGGGAAUGCUAGGGCAAACUCAGCACUGUCACUACACAAUGUUUAGAGCCGUGUGU
Molecule: messenger RNA, 2240 nt
Organism: Hyla sarda
Lineage: Eukaryota; Metazoa; Chordata; Amphibia; Anura; Hylidae
Gene: MMP23B
Product: matrix metallopeptidase 23B
Exons: 8
Coding region: 375-1511 (378 amino acids)
Biological process (GO): extracellular matrix organization; proteolysis; collagen catabolic process
Cellular component (GO): extracellular matrix
Molecular function (GO): zinc ion binding; metalloendopeptidase activity
Source: RefSeq, a predicted model, not a curated record